GUAUAAAUACUGAUCUAAACUUAGUAAGAUAAUAAUCAAUCAUCGACAACCAUCAUGUUCAGUUUGUUCGUAGGUUUUCUAUUCUUCUCAUUCCUUUAUCAGGUGAACUGCUAUGGAUACGAUACUGGAUAUUAUGGUCUAGAUGACAACCAUGGUUACGAUUAUGGUGGAUUUGGAUAUGGAGGUAUUGACCAUGGAUAUGGUGGAUAUGGAUAUGGAGGUAUUGACCAUGGAUAUGGUUGAGAUGGAUAUGGAGGUAUUGACCAUGGAUAUGGUGGACAUGGAUAUGGAGGUAUUGACCAUGGAUAUGGUGGAUAUGGCUAUGAUUGUGAUGAAUAUGGAUUUCCUCUACAUGACUAUGGUUAUAGUGGAUAUGGAUCUCCUAGCAACCAUAAGACAAGCUAUAAAAAGAAAAGAUCUACCUAUUCUACCCCGGGUUAUGGAAACUCUCCCUCCACCUAUGGAAACUCAUAUGGAAGCUCUUUUGGAAACUCCUAUGGAAGCAAGCCAUCUACCGAUGGAAGCUCUUAUGGAAACUCCUAUGGAAACUCCUAUGGAAGCAAGCCAUUCACCUAUGGAAGCUCUUAUGGAAACUCAUAUGGAAGCAAGGUUUCUACCUAUGGAAGCUCUUAUGGAAACUCAUAUGGAAGCAAGCCAUCCACCUAUGGAACCUCUUAUGGAAACCCUUAUGGAAGCAAGCCAUCCACCUAUGGAACCUCUUAUGGAAACUCUUAUGGAAGCAAGCCGUCAACUUAUGGAAGUUCCUACGGAUCUUCUUAUGGAAAUGAACCCUCUUAUGGUUCCUAUUCUGGAAAUUCCUAUGGUUUUAACACUGCUCCCUAUGGGUAUAGCUCAUAUUGAUAAUUAUGUAUAAGAUAUGUAAGAUUUUAAAUUAAAACUGAAUAAUACAUUUUACAGAUUUUAAA
Eurytemora carolleeae is the source of this 926-nucleotide messenger RNA. RefSeq lists its product as uncharacterized. NCBI's taxonomy places the organism in Eukaryota, Metazoa, Arthropoda, Copepoda, Calanoida, Temoridae. The coding region runs from base 143 to 874 and encodes 243 amino acids. The transcript has 3 exons. The record is from RefSeq and is a predicted model, not a curated record.